AUGGCAUCCAACCCGAAUCCGCCCCCUCAGCCCCCUCCGCACUACACGCCAGGUUCCAUGAACUUUUGGGACUUUGUCAACGGAUUCAACCCCGCCCACCAGCAGCCCGGCAUGGGCACCGACCACGCACCUCCUCCUCCUCCUCCCCCUCCCCCCUUCCCGUUCCCCUUCCACGCCGGUCCCCACGGCCCGGGACCGUGGUGGAUGCCUUUCGGCCCCCCGAACCCCUGGGCCCCGGGCGGAGGUGAGGGAGGCCCGCCCCGCCGCCAUGGGAGACGCCACUGCGGCCGCCGCCGGUGCCACGGCGAGUGCGACCAGUCGGCUUCCUCGUCGCCGUCCUCUUCCGACGACGAAGGUGGUGCCGCCGCUGCUGGCCCAUCGACCGAGGGCAACAAAGAAGCCAACACGACCGGCGCCGAGGGCGAGAAGGAUGCGUCGCCCGAGACGGGUGAGAGGGGUGGUGGACGCCGUCGCCACCAUCGCCACCACGGUCCGCCACCGCCCCCCGGAGGUGGUCCUCACCACCACUACCACCACCACCACCGUCGCCGCCCGGGCCCCAGGCCUGGCUUCAACGGCGAGCCUUGGAUGGCCACGCUGGCGUCGCACCCGCUCGCCCAGCAGCUGCGGAACUACAUAGCAUCGACCGUCGCCGCCCCGGGCGGGAUGGGUGACGCCCGUGCGGGUGCCACCGCCGCCGCCGCUGCUGGUGCUACUGCGGGUGACGCUACCGGGCAAGAAACCGGGACGCAGGAGACUGCUGCCGCGGCAGCAACCGGCGAGAAUAACAACAACAACAACGACGACGACGGCGUCGACACGUUUUCUCCCCCGGUCGACAUCUUCGAGGUGCGCGGGUCGGGCGACCCCAACACGGCGACGGCGAGCGCCUGGGUGGUGCACGUGGCCGUGCCGGGGGUCAAGAAGGAGGACGUCGGCGUGUCGUGGGAGGCGGAGCGCGGCGUGCUCAACAUCUCGGGCGUCGUGUACCGGCCCGGCGACGAGGAUUUCCAGCGUGGGCUGGUGAGCGCCGAGCGCAGGGUCGGGUUGUUCACGCGCGACGUGAAGCUGCCGCCUCAGAACCGGAGGGAGGGAGCUGGUGGUGCCGGAACCAAGGAGGAGAUUGACGGCGAUGGCAUCACGGCCAGGCUGGAGGACGGCGUGCUGGUGGUCACGGUCCCGAGCCACGAGAGAGAGUGGACCGAGGUCAGGAAGGUUGAUAUCAUGUAG
Messenger RNA from Pyricularia grisea, 1230 nucleotides. RefSeq lists its product as uncharacterized. NCBI's taxonomy places the organism in Eukaryota, Fungi, Ascomycota, Sordariomycetes, Magnaporthales, Pyriculariaceae. The transcript has a single exon. The record is from RefSeq and is a predicted model, not a curated record. Gene Ontology annotation, biological process: protein complex oligomerization; response to heat; response to salt stress. The coding region runs from base 1 to 1230 and encodes 409 amino acids.